UAUUAAGGAGAAGUUACAACUAGAUACUUCAGACAAAUGUUAAAAUUGGAAAAACAGAAAUUCACAACGUCUUCAAACAAAUCAAAUAACUUUAAUAUGCCUACACAUCCAAUAUUAGAAUUUGGUAUGAAUUCAAAUUUAGAUGUUAAUUAUAGUUCUAUAUCACAGUCUCUUAAUGUAAUAGAAAAUUCUUUAGUUACAUCAGUACCUAAUAAUGAAUCGUGUUCUGGAAAUUUUAGUGAUAUAGAUGAUAUUUAUUUUUCAAAUGUUAAUGUGGAUUCUGAAGAUAAUUCUUUAAUAAAGGAUGUAUCAUUUAGUAUUGAAGAUGAAUUAAGGUCUUGGGUAUUGAAAUUUAAAGUAUCUCAUAAUAGUGCAAAUUGUAUACUUAGAAUAAUUAAUUCUGCUGGUAUUAAUGUACCUAAUGAUAUUCGAACUCUAAUGAAAACUCCUAAAACGCACAUAAUUUCAAAUAUAGGUCAUGGGUCUUAUAUUCAUUUAGGCUUAGAAAACAUGAUAUCUCCUUUAUUAAAAAAAUACAAUAAUUUAAUCUAUACCCCAAAUAUUGUUUUAAAGAUUGGUAUUAAUUUGGAUGGUCUACCAUUAUCAAGAAGUUCGAAGAGUCAACUUUGGCCAAUCUUAAUUGCAUUUACAAAUUGUAACUUAUUAUCAGAAUAUGUACUUCCAAUUGGAAUAUUCCAUGGAAAUACCAAACCAAAGUCAAUUCAUGAAUUUUUAAAUCCAUUUAUUACAGAUCUUUCAAUAUUAUUAAAUAAUGGCUUAACUAUCGGUGGAAAUUUGUAUCAGUUUGGUGUUGGUCAUGUAAUUUGUGAUUCUCCAGCUAAAAGCUUUGUACUUAAUGUGAAAUCAUUUAAUGCUUAUUUUGGAUGUACUUCAUGUACUCAGGAAGGUUCGUUCAUAAAUAAUAGAAUGUCAUUUUUAGAAAUAGAAUCGCCUCUUAGAACCGAUGAAUCAUUUCGUUCUAAAACACAGGAAGAAUAUCAUAAAGGUAGUAGCCCUCUUGAAUUAUUACCUAUAAAUAUAAUUAACGAUGUGUGUCUUGAUUAUAUGCAUAAUGUUUGCCUAGGUGUAACAAAACGUUUGUUAGAGUUUUGGGUUAAAGGUAAGAAGGACGUUAGAUUAGCUGAGGAAAAUAAAGUUAAAAUAUCUAAUAAUUUGAUGAAUCUACGAUUGUACGUCCCAUCUGAAUUUAGUCGUCUGCCUAGAGAAUUAGAUAGUAUAGAAUACUAUAAAGCUACUGAAUUAAGAAUGUUUGUUCUACACUCAGGAUUAAUAGUUUUAAAAGGAUAUUUAAAUAAAUUAAAGUAUUCUCAUUUUAAACUCUUGGUAUGUGCAGUAAGAAUUUUGAUAUCUCCUGAAAUAUGUCAAACUUCAAAUAAUUUAGCUCAAAACUUACUGAAUGAAUUUGUUUCUCAGUACUCUUCUUUGUAUGGGGCUCAUUCUGUGACUUAUAAUGUUCAUAGCUUAUUACAUCUUCCUAUUGACAUUGUUAUGGUUAACCACAUUGUUAAACCAAAAAAUGAAUCAUCUUUUAUAUUAAUUGUUCAAAAAUUUUUAAAUCCAUCUCCAAUUUUUACUGAGCCUAUUGUAUCUACCAUAUUUGGCUUAUAUACUAUAAAUACUAAUAAUUUGUCAAUUCAUAUUUCUGAUAUAAAAUACAAAUGUUUUUUUAUUCGUAUAUCUAAUGAACAAGCAGUUAUAUUAACUUUAAAUCAUUCACUUUCAGAAAUACCUUAUUAA
This is a messenger RNA of Daktulosphaira vitifoliae (grape phylloxera), 1758 nucleotides long. RefSeq lists its product as uncharacterized. The transcript is spliced from 2 exons. The coding region runs from base 37 to 1758 and encodes 573 amino acids. Lineage: Eukaryota; Metazoa; Arthropoda; Insecta; Hemiptera; Phylloxeridae. The record is from RefSeq and is a predicted model, not a curated record.